Molecule: messenger RNA, 5264 nt
Organism: Cuscuta campestris
Lineage: Eukaryota; Viridiplantae; Streptophyta; Magnoliopsida; Solanales; Convolvulaceae
Source: the annotation of a GenBank genome assembly
CUGCGUAUCUUUUUUUCGUCACCUUGUUUGACUUCAAUUUCAUCCCACAUUGAUUUCUCUUCCAGCAAGGGAUAUAAUAAUUACAAAUGAGGCGUUUUGUUUCUCCAAUUUUAUGUUCAGAAGACUCCAAACAAAAUUCCUUUCCACUCUCAGUCCCCAGUCCCCAGUCCCAACCCCUUUCUUCCAAAUUCCAAAGACAAGAACUUGCGUCUCUUCGGGAGAAAACCCAGGAAAAAUUGAGUUAUGGAGCAACCGGAGCGAAGCUCUCUGAAGAGAAGCUUUGAAGCCAUGGAUGGUGGGAAAAAAGAAACCGACCCAAUGGAGAUACAGCCCCUUCAAGCACAUGAGGUGAAGGUGGUUAAGGCUGCAUUGAUGAGGAACACAAUCGCUGUGGUGGGUCCUGGGACCGACAGGACAAUGCUUGCCUUGCUGAUGGUUCAAGAAUUUGUGAAAUCUUUGAUGGAGAUCAAUGUUGGCAAAAAGAUUGUUGUUUUGGCCACUACUGUUAAUCUUGUUCAUCAGCUAUAUGAAACCAUAAAAUGCCACACCAAGCUACAAGUUCAGCGGUUCUUUGGAGCAAGAGGGAUUGAUAAUUGGGAUGCCAUCCAAUGGGGAAAAGAGGUGAAUGAUCAUGAUGUAUUGGUGAUGACACCACAGAUCUUACUGAACGGGUUGGAAAAGGAAUUUUUGGGUAUGGGAAGAAUUUGCUUAAUGGUCAUGGAUGACUGCUAUUGUGCUAGUGGAAGCCAUCCCUACGCCAAAACUAUGAAGGAAUUCUAUCAUAGAUGCAGCAAAAAGCCCAAGAUUUUCGGGAUGGCUGUCAGUGAUAAGUCUAGAAAAGGCACCUCAACAAUCGAAGAAGUUGAAAACCUUCUGGAUUCCCAGAUUUUAACAAUUGCAAAUUCGGAAGAAUCAGAAGACCAUCUAUCUUCUACAAAUGAGUGCUGCAAAUUUUAUGAUCCACCGCACACUCCCAAUUCAGAAAUGAAGAUAAAACUGGAUUCGUCGUGGUCAAAGUUUGAUGCAGUUUUACUCAAGCUGCAAGUCUUAUGGCUGUUAUCACCAAGUCAUUCUAUUGAUUCCAGCUCGAAAUAUGAAAAGUUGCGUAAAAAAUUGUCGGAUGAUCAUGCAAGUAUUGCACAUUGCCUCCAUAAUCUUGGGGCUAUACCUGCACUUGAGGCUGCUAAAGUUUGUUUGGAAAAUAUUCUUAAUGAUAGAGAAGAAUGUGAAUGCAGGGAUGGUUCCUCUCAGUGCAGAUAUUUUCUUGAGGAAGUAAUAUCAAUUCUUGAUGAGUCACUGCAACUUGACUGUGAAAAGCCUCCAGCUUCUGGUUUUGAUCCUUGUGUUUCCUUCACCAAAGGCUAUAUAACUCCGAAGUUAUAUUUGCUUUUUGAGAUACUCAAAUCAUUCGGGCCAGAUCAAGUACCAUGCGUAGUAUAUGUUGAAAGCAUUAUAACGGCUAAAGUAGUUGAGAGACUUGCAAAGACAAUAACUUUGGGGUCCUUUUGCUCUAAAGUGGUGGAUAUAAUAUUUACGACGGAUGCAGUUAUGGCGGAUGCAGUUAUGGAGGAAACUAAUGCACCCAAGUGCUCUUCUGUCAUAAGAUUUGAUUUGCCAACUUCAGUUUCUAGCUAUGCCCACUCUAGAAAACAAGCUUGUCGAAAGGAUUUGAAGUACAUAACAAUGCUUGAAAGGGGUAACAUAGAACAGAAAGAUCAAAUGUUCCGUUUGAUAUGCAAUGAGUGUUUUGUGGUGGAUACAGUGGAAAUAAAAGAGGACUGUGAUUCUGUUCCGAUAAAAUGUGGAAUGAAGCAAAGUGAUAUAUAUUGUGUAGAGGCAACAGGUGCAUCUGUAGGUGUCGAUUCAAGCAUCAGUUUGAUAAAUCGAUAUUGUCAAAAGCUUGGAGACAAGAAUGCCACUCCAAAGCCAGAAUUUGAGACCAUUGUGUCCCCAGAGCAGUUGUAUAGGUGCCGAUUGACAUUGCCGCCAGAUGCAGCAUUUCAAACCAUUAUUGGUCCUGAUAGUUUGAGCGCUCGUGUUGCCAAAAAACUUGCAUGCUUGGAGGCUUGCAAAAAACUGCACGAGUUGGGGGCACUGAAUGACUACCUCCUUCCUACUGGCACAAAGCCUACCCCCCAAAAGAUUUCUGAUCCACCCUGUCAAGUUGCAACUUCAGCUGCUGGAACUACAAAGAGAAAGGAAUUGCACGGGACAGCCAGCAUUAGUGCAUUGGCUGGAAUGUGGGGAGAGGUCGAAGAAGCUGAAGUAGAGUUUCAAGCAUACAGAAUGGACUUCUGCUCUAAUGAUCCCAAAGUGAACUAUUCUAGUUUUGUUCUUUUAAUGGAAUCAAAGCUAGAUGAUGAUGUUGGAAACAUUGAAGUGGAACUCUAUUUGCUGAAAAGAAAUGUUAAAGCUUUUAUCUCUUCAAUUGGGCAAAUAAGUCUGGAUGCAAAUCAGGUCACAAAAGCAAAACAGUUUCAGGAAUUUUUCUUUAACGGUCUGUUUGGGAAACUGUUUACCCGUGCCUCGGGUGAAAGGAAGCUUAUAUUGGACAUGGAUAGAUCUUUGUGGGAGAAAUCAUACAUGUACUUGCUCUUACCCAUUGUUACCUUAGACUCUAGUCCGGAACCACUAUGCAUUGAUUGGAAUGGAAUUCAAUCAACUGUUUCUGCUGUGGAAUUCUUGAAGAGAAAUGCUUGGUAUAGUGCUGAGUUGUCUGAAGCUAACAGGAGAAAUUGUUUCAUGCAUAGAAAUGAUUUCGAUGCAACAGAGCAGAUUCAAAUGGCUAAUAAAGCAGUUCAUAGAAGCAGCGUGAGGGGUAUGGUUGUCAUUGCUAUCCACUCUGGAAGAAUCUAUUCUGUCUUGGAAUCCGUGACUAAUUCAUCCUCUAGAAGUCCAUUUGAAGGUAGCACUGAUGAAACUCCAUCAAUUUAUUCAUCAUAUGAAGACUAUUUCCAGAAGAGGUACAGGAUUAUUCUGUCGUUUCCUGAACAGUCAAUGUUCUUGUUAAAGCAAAGUCAUAAUGCUCACAAUCUUCUGGAAGACUUCAGAAAUACAGGUUUGUCCCUGAGAAAGGAAUCAAAGCAUGGUGGGAAAAUGCCUAACAUAAAACCACAGCAGCAUGUUCACAUUCCACCUGAACUUCUAAUCAGUAUUGAUAUUAGGUUGGAUGUCUUAAGGUCAUUUUACUUGCUCCCUUCACUAAUGCAUCGACUUCAGUCCCUAAUGCUUGCCAGCCAGCUCAGAAGAGAGAUUUGCUGUCAUUAUGGAGAUUCACAUGUGCCAAGCUCAUUGAUUCUAGAAGCUCUAACAACUCAGAGGUGUAAUGAAAGUAUGUCCAUGGAGCGCUUAGAGCUUCUAGGAGAUUCAGUUUUGAAAUAUGCUCUAAGCUGUCACCUUUUCCUCAAAUAUCCCGAUAUAGAUGAAGGAUCACUAACUGAUAAGCGUAGAUGGGGAAUUUGCAAUGCAACACUUCAUAAGCUUGGCAUCAGCCGUAAUAUACAGGGAUAUAUACUAAACCAUCCAUUCAUUCCACGCACUUGGGCUGCUCCAGGACAGCUUUCUAUUUGGCCGUCUCCAUGCAAACACGGGGUUGACACCUUAGAGGUGCCAGUGAACAACGAUUUCUCCAGAGAUGAUGAGCAGGUUGAAUUCGGACAGUGCUGCGAUAAAGGCCACCGAUGGAUAGUAUCAAAAACUAUAUCUGACUGUGUUGAAGCACUGAUAGGAGCAUAUUAUGUAGGCGGCGGUUUGUCUUCUUCUCUUAAGUUGAUGAAAUGGAUUGGUGUGGAUAUUGAUCUUGACAAUCUACCCAUGGUGAAUGAUGCCCUAAAAGCUGCAUCUCUCCACUCCUAUACUCCAACCUCUACUGCCAUUGAUAGCCUCGAGUCAAAACUUGGUUACAUAUUUUCUGUCAAGGGGCUGUUAUUAGAAGCAAUAACCCACAAAACUAAGCAAGGACUAGGCAUCAAUUGCUGUUACGAGAGGCUUGAAUUUCUUGGAGAUGCGGUAUUAGACAUCCUUAUUACUCGGUAUCUCUAUCAAAACCACACUGAUUUUGACCCUGGGGAGCUAACAGAUUUACGUUCUGCCUCGGUCAACAACACAAAUUUUGCUCUUGCUGCUGUUAGGGCAAACCUUCAUCCUCAUCUUCAGCACUGCUCUACGAGUCUUGAGUUCCAAAUAUUGGAAUUUGAGCAGACAAUAUCUAGCUCUAGCUGCACCGCGGAGUUGCUUGUUGGUGGGAAAGCUCCCAAGGAACUGGGAGACCUGGUGGAAAGUAUUGCCGGGGCAAUACUAAUUGAUACCAGACUUGACUUGGACAAAGUUUGGAAAAUCUUUGAACCGAUACUCUCACCCAUUGUUACUCCUGAAAGUCUAGAACUUCCUCCUUAUAGGGAAUUGAUUGAACUCUGUAGCUCUUCGGGCUACUUUUUGAAUGUUGAUUGGAAAAGUAAUGGGGAAGCAGCGCAUGCCGAACUUAAAGUCCAGUUGGAAGAUGCUUUGGUUGUUGCAGAGGGUCUUGGACUGUGCAGAAAGGAUGCUAAAGGGAAGGCCGCUCUUUGUCUACUCAAAGACUUAAAGAGUAGAGGAGUCUCAUCAAAGAAGAAUAGACCAGAGACUGCAGAUGCUGUUACUGUUCCUUUAGCGGCAGCGGCUCCCUUGUUAACCACUAACGGCAACGACAAUCCUUGCAAAUCAAACACCAGUCUUCGAGUAAUUCCACCAAUAAACAUGAAAAAGGGAGGACCAAGGUCUUCACUUUUCAGCCUCUGCAAGUCGCUUCAAUGGCCAAUGCCCACAAUUGAUGCAACCGAGAGUAAAUCGACGUCUCUAAUUGAAUUUGGCAAGGGGUCUGAAAAGAGGACAGGGUUUAGCAGUUUCAAAUCCCGAAUCACAUUGACAAUUCCAAACAGUGGAGUGGUUGAAGUCUCGGGUGAAAAACAACCUGACAAGAAGAGCUCUGCAGAUUCUGCUGCUCUCUCCAUGCUCCUUGAACUCGAGCGACAGGGGAAGAUUCUCAUUCGUAAAGAGCGUUCGAAUCUGUGAUCUUUGAACCAGAACACGGAAAACUAAGCCGGUUUUUGGGUGUUGUGAAUUGGCUGUUUGGUUAACCUAACCUGGGCUUUAUGUCUCUGUAGUGAGCUAAGAUUGAAGUGAAGCUUUUGUCAGUUGUAAGUAGUAGUACUAGUGGAUUUGUUGUUAUGACAAACAAGCAAUGAUGAAGGUGAAGAUGAGGUAAUUAAUAAGAUAUAUGAUGGCCU